AUGAAAAGGAAGUGCGAGUUUCCUACUAGAGAAGGUACAAAAGUCACUGGGUUUCUCCUCACACACCCCUUAUCUGAACUUCCCGAUGCCAAAACCCUCCCCAAAGUAAGACAUCGUUGUGAUAUUCCUGUUCUUAUAUUUCAUAAUAUUCCCCACCAUACCUCCGGUACAAUCUUACUCACUGAUCUAACACAAAUUAAACAGAGAACAAGCGUCAAAGCCAAUCAAACUGCUUUUCUUACAGGUAUACCUGAAUGCAAACUUGACAAGAAGGUGUUUAAUAAAGAUGAGUUAUUCACUGUUAAAUUAAAAGAUACAUUUGAUUCAUAUUUGAAAAUAUUUGAAGGUGUGGAUUCAGGAUUUGCUAUAGCUAGAAUCAACUUUGAUCUUUACAAAUUUAAUAAUAAAUAUUAUGAAGGGUUUGGAAAUAGUUGUCGAAUUGUAUACAAGAAGAAUUUAUUUAAAGAAAUGAUGGGAAUUGAACGUGAAUUCAUCAAUUUUCUUGAUCGAUUGAAAAAAUGUGUUAGUAAAGAAUUUUACCAUAAGCUUGAUUUGAAAUAUGGAUUUACUGAAUUUGUAGUAACAAAUGGUGUGUUGGAUGAAGAUAUUGAUAAAUUGUCACAAAAUCCCAAUUUUUUGCAAAGUCAAAUGCCUAAUGCAGAUACUGAUGAAGAUGAAGGUGAAGAUUUGAAUAAUGUAGACGAUGAUGAAAACGCUUUAUCUCCCAUGGCAAGUAAUAAUGAUGUUAGUUUUAGUAUAAAUCCACCUCGUGAUCAAAGUAAGAAGGAUUCUGUUGUUGAACGUGUUGUUGAAUCGCAGAUCCCAGAUAAGGAUGAUGAUGAUGAUGAUGAAUACUCAGAUGAUGAUUUUGAUGUCGGUGAUGUUUAUGCAACGGCGCCAAUGGGGAAUAUAUCAGCCCAAUACUCUAUAUCUCAGGAUAUAGAAACUGAUAACGCACGAAAUGGGGUAUCAAUUCCACUACAGGUAAAUAAAAUGGUGAAAAUUCGACAAUUUGCAACCAUUGCCGAUCUUAGAAAUGCUUGCAAAAAUAUAAGUUCUGAUGAUUCAACAAUAUUUGUUGUCGAUACAGUGAAGGGCUUUACCAUGGUACCAGAAGUUCCAUUGGUGAUUACUCCAUCAAGUAAGCAAACUAUGGGUUUUGCGUCUUUCAAAUUAUACUUGAGUGACGAGAAUGGAUAUAAUUUACCAACAGAGUUUCUGAAUGAAGAGCUUUGUCGCUUCCUUGGAAUACCAUCACUAGAUCUGAUUGAUGGAAGAGAAUUACAGAGAAUAAAACAACAAUUUACAAAUUUAUUAAAUCAAAUGGAAAUUAAGAAAGUAAAAUUGAGAAGCAAGACAAAAGUUCUCAAUCGUGGUAUUAAAUUGGAAACCUGGUGUAUAGAAUCUCCUAUAUUAGAGCUAAUUUAA
Molecule: messenger RNA, 1428 nt
Organism: Lodderomyces orthopsilosis Co 90-125
Lineage: Eukaryota; Fungi; Ascomycota; Pichiomycetes; Serinales; Debaryomycetaceae
Exons: 1
Coding region: 1-1428 (475 amino acids)
Source: RefSeq, a predicted model, not a curated record